Molecule: messenger RNA, 7333 nt
Organism: Patella vulgata (common limpet)
Lineage: Eukaryota; Metazoa; Mollusca; Gastropoda; Patellidae
Product: tolloid-like protein 1
Exons: 18
Coding region: 1029-4307 (1092 amino acids)
Biological process (GO): proteolysis
Molecular function (GO): calcium ion binding; metalloendopeptidase activity; zinc ion binding
Source: RefSeq, a predicted model, not a curated record
GAGACAGCGUUCGAUGAAGAGUCGUCUGCUAGUUUUAUAAACAGCCUGAAAAGGCUGCACCACAAACCUGCUUGUAAGAGUGAAUUUUUGUCAAGACGGAACUAUUAUAUAGGAUGACUUGGACCAGUGAACGUGGGUAGAUUUUGUGAUCAAAAGAUUUCAACCAUAUCCGUCCUUGUAUUAUAAAAGUUUGUAAUUGUGUAAUCGGAGGUCUAUCGAGUUUACUCAUUCAUAAAAACGACCAAUGUGGGUGCGUAAAUCAUAUAUGUAAAUUAAGUGAAAAGAACCACAUAGGAUAUUGUCGUGUGUAUAAUUUACUAUAUAAACACUGAUUUUAAUGCAGGCUUCAAUAAGUCAAGAGAGGAGUUCGAGAGAAGUUCAAUAUUAGUCGAAGGGAAACGUCGGUUUUAUGAAACGUAGAUUUUACUAAUACACUGCAGACAUAACACGGUUUCGAUCAUCAAAGGGAACUUAUAGUAUACUAGUACGGUAGUAAAUAAUAAACUAUAACUAUCAGCAAUUUGGCUUAUAUUUAGUUGUACGUAAAGCGGUAGAAGCGUUAACGCGUGAAGUGGUUCUUCGAAACGUUUAUUGCCCAUCGUCAAUAAACGCUGAAAACUAACGUGUUUAGCAACGUUAACAUUAUAUCUUUAGCUUAGAAGCGUUCGAACGUAACGUAUUGUUCAAAAACGUUAAAACUCUAUUUUAUAUUAAGGAACGAUAAACAAUUGGACACGUUAAUCCGAAAAACGAAGAAAUUUUGUGAUACAAUUAAAUCUAGUCUUAGCAUUAGGCCUAUUAUUAAUUAUUUUACGGGUAAUAAUAACAUCUUAGUUUACAUGCAAUAUACCACAGUCGAACAGCGUAUAUAUAACAGUAGAAAGUACACAUUGUACUUACUUACAAGAUUGUUGAUAUCAUAAAAGGCACAGUGUAACAGAGUCUUGGUACCGUAACUCAGCGUUAGACGUCGUAAAUUGAGGAAGUCGGCAACACUUAACCAACAUUUCCAUACUAAACUGUUCAAUAUGGUGCCGCAUAUAAAUCGCGUAUUCUUGCUAUUUAUCAGCUUUUUCUGUGAUUUUGAUAUUUCUGGACAUACUGGAAUAUUUACAACUGCUCAACUCGUGCAGCAUAGAACUUCAAAUGAUAUAUAUAUGGAUCCAUGCAAAGCACCUGCAUUUUGGGGUGAUAUAGCUUUAUCUGAUGAAGAUGCUAAACGUGAACAAAAAUACUUGCAACAAUUAAACAAUACAUUAUUCGAACUUCAAGUAGAGGACCCGAGGCAUUAUACAUACACGCAAACUGAAAAUGAUAAAAAUGACAAGGGAAAAUCGAAACCGAAGGAAAAAGAACCAUUGAUGAAGAUAAAACAAAUGGAUGAAAGUGUGGUCAAAGAGAAACGUUAUCUUAGAAAAGUUUUAAAGGAGAAAGUUCAAAUAUUGAAAGGAAUGUGCAAGAUGGGAAGAAAAUGUAGAUUGGAGAGAAGAAGAUCAAAAGAUGAAAUUAAAAGUUUGCGUCAGAAAUGGCGGAAAGUGCGACAAACAAUUCGUAAACAAAGAGAACAUAAUCAACGUGUGGCAGAAAUGUUAAAAAAACAGAAAGAAAAAAACAGACGACGAUCUCCGAAAACAACCGAUUAUCCUAGUUACGAUAAGAAAAUAUCAAACAAGAUGAAAAGAACAAAGAGAGCUGCAACUGCUCGACCCGAGAGACUCUGGGAUUAUGCUGUUAUACCGUACGAAAUAGAAACAAACUUUACUGGUCCUCAUAAAGCAUUAUUUAAAUUAGCCAUGAGACAUUGGGAGAAUCAUACAUGUGUUACAUUCAUUGAGAAGAAACCAGAGGAUCAAAAUUAUAUCGUAUUUACUGAAAGGCCUUGUGGAUGUUGCUCGUUUGUUGGUAAACGAGGUAAUGGUGCUCAAGCUAUAUCUAUUGGUAAAAAUUGUGAUAAAUUUGGUAUUGUUGUUCAUGAACUUGGCCAUGUGAUCGGUUUCUGGCAUGAACAUACCCGAACAGAUCGUGAUGAGAAUGUGCAAAUUGUUUAUAAAAAUAUCAUGCCAGGACAAGAGUAUAAUUUUAACAAGUUGAAUCCGAUGGAAGUGAACUCACUUGGAGAAGAAUAUGAUUACGGCAGCAUUAUGCACUAUGCUAGAAACACCUUUGCUAGAAAUACAUUUUUAGAUACAAUUCUACCAAAACGCAAAACUGGGAUGCUGGUCCGUCCGGAUAUUGGUCAAAGAAUCCAACUGAGUCCAGGAGAUAUACGUCAGGCUAAAAAAUUAUAUAGAUGUCCAACUUGUGGAAGAACUUUACAAGAAUCAUCAGGAACAUUUCUUCACAAUCCGAAAUCUGGAUUAGGUGAAGUUUGUCAGUGGAGAAUAUCAGCCACCCAUGGAGAAAAGAUUGUGUUGAAUAUCUCGAAGUUAGAACUACCUGUAUCCUAUAAUUGUCAAACAGAUUAUCUUGAAGUUCGAGAUGGUUAUUACAUUAAGUCGCCAUUACUAGGUCGUUUCUGUGGUGAUAAACUACCUGAAACCAUGGUUUCGACAGAUACCAGGAUGUGGAUUGAAUAUAGAACUAAUCAUGGCUAUGGCAAGGGAUUCGUAGCAGAAUAUGAAGCCAUAUGCGGUGGAGAGAUUCUUAAAGACUCAGGACAUCUGACCUCACCAAAUUAUCCAGAUGAAUACAGACCAAAUAAGGAGUGUGAAUGGAAAAUAAUUGUCGCCGAGAAAUAUUCUGUAGCUCUCAAGUUUCAGUCAUUUGAGAUAGAGAAUCAUGACAACUGUGUCUAUGAUUAUUUAGAAGUGAGAGAUGGACACGAAGAAACCUCACCUCUCAUUGGUAAAUACUGUGGCUACAAGAUACCUGAUGACAUCAAAUCAACGGGAAAUAAACUUUACGUUAAAUUUGUAUCAGAUGGAUCCGUACAGAAGGCUGGUUUUGCUGCAUCCUUUGUAAAAGAAUAUGAUGAAUGUAAGACAGAACUACAUGGUUGUGAUCAUGUGUGUGAGAAUACCCUUGGUAGUUUUAAAUGUACUUGUAGAAUCGGUUACGAACUUCACUCAGACGGCAAACGAUGUGAAGAUGCUUGUGGUGGUUAUAUUAGAGCUCAGAAUGGAACGUUACAGAGUCCAUCAUUCCCCGAUUUAUAUCCACCGAAUAAAAACUGUGUCUGGCAGAUAGUAGCACAGGAUCAGUACAGAAUUAUACUCAAUUUUACACACUUUGAUCUCGAAGGCAGCAACCAAGAUUGUGAAUAUGAUUCUGUCCGAGUGAGUAGUGGAACUGGGAAAGAUUCUACAGCUCAUGGUGUCUUCUGUGGAUCAUCUCUUCCCACAUCUGUAACAUCAGAAGGAAAUGUUCUACGUCUCGAGUUUAAUUCUGAUAAUUCCGUUCAAAAAACAGGAUUUAAAUCAUUGUUUAUGACAGAUAAAGAUGAAUGUGCAGAAGAUAAUGGAGGAUGUCAACACAUCUGUAAUAAUAAUGUAGGCAGUUUUACGUGUGCCUGUGAUAAUGGUUACACUUUACAUGAAAACAAGCUCGACUGCAAGGAAGGUGGAUGUCAGCAUGAGAUUACUGUGCCGUCUGGAGAGAUCAGUAGCCCUAACUGGCCCCAAUUUUACCCAAGUCGUAAAGACUGUGUGUGGCACUUCACCACGAAACCUGGUCACAGAAUAAAAUUGGAAUUUAACGAUUUUGAACUGGAACCACAUCAAGAAUGUACCUAUGAUCAUAUUAUUGUAUUUGACGGAGAUGAUAACACCGCUCGGUCCUUGGGUAGGUUCUGUGGUAGUAGUACUCCUGCUCCUAUUAUUUCCAGUGGUAACAGAAUGUAUAUGGUCUUCUACUCUGAUGCGUCUGUUCAGAGAAAAGGCUUUCACGCUACACAUGAAUCAGUUUGUGGAAGUCAUUUAAUAGCAACGGAUAAACCCCAGGAUUUGUUUUCACACGCUAAAUAUGGAGACCAGAAUUAUGACAAUCGGGCGGAAUGUGAGUGGAAGAUUGAAGCUAAGGAAGGGUUCAGGAUACAACUCAGAUUUUUAUCUUUUGAAAUAGAAGAUGAAAUAGAUUGCUCAUAUGAUGUAGUAGAGAUUCGAGAUGGAAUAAAAGAUGACAGUACAGUACUUGGACGUUAUUGUGGUAGUUCGGAACCAAAAGAAAUAAUUUCAUCAACAGAAUAUUUGAUGAUUCGAUUCAAAUCUGAUGAUACAAUAAACUGGAAGGGCUUCCAAGCUGCAUAUAGCCUUGCUGAUCCACAACAUAUAGAUUACGAUUUAAAAGAACUGGAUACAGAGUUCAAUUAAUCUACCAAUUAAAGUGCUUGUCAAACGGAUUGGACCAAUGAAAUGGAUCCAUGUAAUUAAAGAAACCAAUAAAAAUGUCCCAUCUUAAUUCUGAUGCAUGUCAAGAGAAAAAACAAAUCUGUCACAAUUAAUUUGAUUGGUGGGUGAUAAUUAUGUUUAUCCAAUGAAAAGACCAAAGUGCUUCAAAUCUUUUAACAGAUGUAUAAAAUUCAAAUAUCUGACCAAUCACUGGUGGAUUUACAUGUGUAGCCUACAGGAAGUGCGUGUUUCGACCAAUCAGUGUGGUUGUUAUAUUGGGAGGAGAGUUAUGUAUUAUAUAUAUAUUUAUGUUUUGUAAAUAUUGUAGUUAUAGUCUGUUGUUACAAUGUAACAUUAUUUAUACUGUGUUUUUCUCGGCAGCUGAUGAUCUUUUUUAAUCAGUUGUUAUAAUAUUAUCAUCCUAUUUAUGGGGAUGCUCGAUUGUUAGUCGGGAGCGUUCUGAAUUAACAGAAUUGCAAUGGAGCGAUAUGAAAUUCCGUUCUGUCAGUCCUGAUAACCAAGUUAAUGCACUUGGAAUCAUGACAUGGUUAAGUGAAUUAUUUGUAAUAUUACCAUCCUAUUUAUGAGGAUGCUUGAUUGUUAAUCAGGAGCAUUCUCAAUUGACAGGAUAGAAAUGGAGCGAUAUGAAAUUCCGUUCAAUCUGUCCUGAUAACCAAGUUAAUGCACGUGGAAUCAUGACAUAGUUAAGUGAAUUUCUGAAUUGACAGAAUUGCAAUGAAGCGAUAUGAAACUCAGUUCUAUCAGUCUUGAUGACCAAGUUAAUUUGAAUAGAAUCAUGACAUAAUUAUUAAGCACAGCGAAUUCACAAUAAAUUUGGUAGUUUCACUGUUCCUAUGACCAAAGAAGAAUUGGGAUAUAAUAAUACACAGCUUGAUAUCUCAGACUGAUUGAGAUAUGUUAUUUUUCAGUUGGCAUAUGCAUUGUAGACCAAAAGGUCGACAAUUGCGAUGGAGCAAUAUGACAUAUGGUAGUUGUACUAGUUUCAUUGAUAUAUCAAUUGUUACAUCAGUUCCGAUAACUGAGAUAGAAUUGUGACAGCGAAUAUGUUUAAGCUUUCAUGAUUAAGAUAUGUUCUUAAAUUCAUCAGUCAGCGUAUGCAUUGUAGCCCCUUAUAUCACUCGAUAAUCACUAUUCAUGGGAUUGAUAGACUCGUUAACGGAAUAUCCAAUCGCGUAUCCUCCAUAUUUCAUCAUUCAUAGGCCUAAAUUGUCCAUAGGCAAUUCAGGCCUAUGGUCAUUUAUGUUGCAAUAGACGUUAAAGAGACUUUAGGCCUUUUUUGUUAGCAUUUAGUAUAUAGAGGGAAUUUUAGACACACAUAUUUAGAUUCAUGUAGCGGGAAUUUUAGGUCUGUUUAGAUUUGUCAUUAAUGUACAAGUCUAGAUUUAAAGAUAUGUACACGAUUUAAAUUAGGUCAUCUUUUUAAUACGUUUCUGGGUAGUUUGUAUAUGGUUGUAUUCAGAAUUUAAAAUAUUGAAGUAAUAUAUUUUAAAUGUUUUAGAAAGUAACGUUUUUAAGAAUAAUGGCAAAUUAUAUAACCCACGUUGUGUUGAGGUGCUAUAUGGACCUUUAGGUUAGUGAACACUCUGCCAUUUUACAUUUUUAUUUAUCUUAAUUUUAGGAGAGACAGUGAAAUGGGGUUUAACGUCCACUAGGUCAUUUGGGGACUAACAUAUGAUCCAAUUUUAUUUCAAUAAUUCGCUUGCGCAUGGAAGGAAACCGGAGGACCCAGAGCAAACCCACGAGGUUGGACAGGCAACCCUGCUCCUUGUCACGUACAAAUGGGGAAUCGAAACCACGCCAUGUGACUCAAUGACAGAUCUUAUUUCACGUGCACAUGUUAAACCCCUAGUCCACCCAACCCCCACUUUUUUUUUUAGGAAAUCAAGUAUUUUAGUUUCUAAUUCUUUUUUUUUUAUUACAAAUUGAUGUCCAUUGGGCUGAAUUUAAUAUUUUAGUUGAAUAAUUCAAAUAAAGUUUUAAAAAUUUAUAAAUAACUAAAAAAACCUGUUUCAAAAUUCAAUGUCUUUAGUUGAAUAGUUACAAUAAUGUUUAUUUUAAAAUAUUUAUAUGUUAACAACUUUUAUUCAAUUAAGACUUUUGAUCAUGAUUAGGUUUCAAAUUAAAGAAAAGUGGUUCGACAUUUUAAAAAAUAAUUAAAAUAUCUUAUCUAUACUAUGUUGUUUUUACUCAUUUUUAUUUAAUCAAGAGUUUUUUUCAUGAUUAUAUUUCAAAUUUUUUAAAAAUGUGGUUAGACAUUUUAAAAAUAAUUAAAAUAUGUUUAAUAUUAUGUUGUUUUUCUUCUAUAUAGAUUGUACCUUUGUUUGUUAAUAUUUUGAAGUAAAUAACCUGUACAUUGAUGUUCAAGGCCUCACCAAUUUGAUUUUCUGUUCUUUGUGGUCUUGAUAAAUAAAUAGCCACUUAAACAUACAUUAUGCAAGAGCUAAAUCUGCCUAUUGCAUGUCUUUCUUUAGGCAUUAAUUAACUUAACCAAACCCUAAUCAACUCUCGAAGCCAUCGUUAGCCUGCGAUAUUUAGUGAAUUUAAAUACAAUUUGUGAUGGAUAAUUUAACAUAUAAAUGGAUAAUCGAGACAUUGUUUAUUAUCAUAUCACGUUAGUAAUGACGACUGAGGCUAGCCUAAAAUUGAACAGCAUAUUUUGUUUUCAUGAUCUAUUUUGUAACUAUUAUAGCGAGAACUAUCAGCUCUUUAUCUGAUCUUACCUAAUGUCCCUUUAAAUCAUGUGAAAAAUGUAUUUUUAAAAUUUCAAAGCUGAAAAAUUUGGCACUAAAAGCUUUUGAACAGCACAACAGGGGAGUAAUUUUGGUAGAUUUCCUGAAGAAAUAAGGACUAUUUUUACAGGUGUUCCUCAAGAACAGAAAAUCCAAUUGGUUUGGCCUAGUUGUAUUAUAUAUAUAUGAUUGUUUCUAUGGUCCGGACUUUAAUAUGUGUAUUUUACAGUAUUUCGUACAAUAAAAUAUGAAACUGUG